GGAGAGGUGAAAGAAAUGACUGAUGAUACAUCAACGCUCGUGUCUAUUAAGUGUUCAGAGGGGUGCCAGUAUUUGUGGAGGGCACUGUAUAUAAAGAAGAUCUGUCACAAGUGCCCUGGGAUGACUACCACUUUCUUUAAUAAGACAGAGGAAAGGAAAGCAGCCCUGCUGUCCACUUCAGGCGCUAUGGACGAAGCGGUGGACACCACAGAAGAGUUAGAGUUGUGCAGCCACUGCAAUAAAGAGGUGGCCAAGGUCAAUUUUUCCAUGCAUGAAGCUCACUGCAAGCGGUUUCUCUGUCUGUGCCCUGACUGUGAUGAUUCAGUACCCAAGGAACAGCUCGAGGAACAUAGAAAGGAACAACACACUGUGGUAAGGUGUCAGAAGUGCAAUAAGAAGAUGCAACGAUGCAAGCUCCCAGACCAUGAGAAAGAUGAAUGCAGCGAGAGGCCUCAGAGCUGUGAGUUUUGUAACCUGGAGCUUCCUCUGAGCGCUCUGAAUGAGCACACUGAGACCUGUGGGAGUCGGACAGAGCGCUGCCUGGACUGUAAGCAGUACGUCAUGCUGAGAGACCAGACACGCCAUGCCCAGAUCUGCUCCCCUGCACUGUCUGAGGAUCACAGCUCUAACAAUGAUGACUCCAUUAAUGAAAAUAUGAAGUGUGCGCCAACAGAUAAUCUGCAGGACGAUCAGAAGUUGGGAGCCUAUUUAUCAUAUGAUCAGUGUGAUCUGUAUGGUGACCUGCGUCAAGACCUUGUGUCUGAAGAGCCUGAAGAACUUCCAGACCUGAAAUUCUCAUUCCUAACCCAGCAGAAGAAGGAAAUUGGGGCUGUUGGAUUUGGAGAUUGGGAUCAGAUUAGUACCUGUCCACACUGUCACCUGGCACUUCCACUUCGGACACUGGAAUGGCACGAGAAAAAAUGUAAGAUUUUUGAAAGUCUGAAGCUGAUCACCUGAAAAUGAACUGAAAUGAUUGCCAGUGAAAAUGAACACGAUGUCUCUCCGAAAUCACAGGACAGCAACAUGACAACUCAUUUCCACAUCUGUAAAAACUAACAAAUAUAGUAUAGAGAGAUGAAACAGGCACCUUUUUUAUUCUGACAUAACAGAAUUUUAGAUGAUUAUUGUGAAUUAUUGAGAGCUGCUUUCUACGCUAAAAAAACAUGAUUAAUGGACAUUGCCUUCUUAUGCAAAAUAGAUAUUUUGUAGAUAAAUGUUUUUACUACAGUGUUAAUAUAUACAUUUAAAUAGGGCCUCAAAUGUUCAAUUGCCUAGGGCCACUAGAGUCAUAAACAAAAGUCAUUCUAGACCAUUUCUGUUCAUCCAUUUAUCUUGAAGUGUUGAUACAAUAUAAGACACAACUGUCAUUUAAAAAAAAAAAUCCCACAAAAGACAGAGAAAGAAUUGUCUGCAGUAGUGUUGAUAGUCACCAGGCAUCUGAAGUGUCUGAUAGCUCUAAAAGCUCCCUCACAGAGAGCUAUUACAUUAAAUGUGGUUACAAAUUUGAUGCCUGAUGCUGGAGACAUUUUUUAUUAUAGGUGUGCAAGUAAGUUUGGCCUACAACAUAUUUCUUUCCAAUAAAUUGGCCAUGCAAAGUGUUUUACUACAAACAUCAACAUUACAUAUAAAAACUCAGAUAACAUGUAGAGUCCCUGAUCAUUUUGGAUAGUAAAUAAAAUAGCUAUAUUUGUGUUGCAGACAUUGAGACCCCUGGUUCCUAUCACUAGCACUAUAAAGAAAUCUGAGUUGAUAGGUUUCUCUACAAUGAACCGUUUCACAUCAAACUGCUCUGAAUGACUGUUCGCAUCUUAAUUCAAUUACAAAGACUUUUUAACACAUCUGUGGAAUUCUGCUUUAACAUGUCACAGUUGAUUGGACACAAGUAAACAUAAUGCAGAGGUAAGGAGAGACCAGAAGCCUCAGUGUCUUAAUGAAAAGUACUGUGACAUGUUUUGUGGAGGGCGUAGCCUGUUUUAUUUAUCUGGCUCAUUGUUUUCUCACUCUAUGAUACUUUCAAAGAACUUUAGGUUUAAAGCUCUUUAAUAAAUGUAAGCAGAGAAUGA
Messenger RNA from Pygocentrus nattereri (red-bellied piranha), 2063 nucleotides. RefSeq names its product XIAP associated factor 1 (gene xaf1). The transcript has 10 exons. The coding region runs from base 16 to 957 and encodes 313 amino acids. Lineage: Eukaryota; Metazoa; Chordata; Actinopteri; Characiformes; Serrasalmidae. Gene Ontology annotation, molecular function: zinc ion binding. Gene Ontology annotation, biological process: apoptotic process. The record is from RefSeq and is a predicted model, not a curated record.